Molecule: messenger RNA, 582 nt
Organism: Lasiosphaeria miniovina
Lineage: Eukaryota; Fungi; Ascomycota; Sordariomycetes; Sordariales; Lasiosphaeriaceae
Exons: 1
Coding region: 1-582 (193 amino acids)
Source: RefSeq, a predicted model, not a curated record
AUGCUCAGAGACGCUCUCGAGCUCGGCAUCUUAAGCGAGAGGACAGAAGCGAUUUGGAGAAAAUCCCUUCUCGAGAUAGCGUACCAUGAAGCUCUACAGGAAGUUCGGUUACAUAAGGUAUUGCUGAGCGAGAGCGAUUCCGAUCUGGAGACCUCAGGAGAGGAGUGCGAGGACGACUAUAAGUCAUGCUCCAACACCAUACUCCCAGCGCUGCGUACAGAUAGUGUUCAGGUCAGCCAACAUACCAAGACGGGGAGCGGGAUUGGCAGUCCCAAGGAGGAGGAGAAGGAGGAACGUCUACUAACGGAGCAGAGCAAGCAUGAUGAUGGCCACGAGGAGCAGAAGGGGUUACCGGAGGGAAGAGAGAAGGGAAAGCAGAAGAUAAGUAUCAGUACGGACAAGGACAAGGGGACUGACCAUGGCGAGGGGGAGACGUUUACGCUCACGCGCAAGCUCUCCAAGCUGAGCCCCAAGGGAAGCUACCGCAGGCUCAAGGAGGUGCCGGGCAAGUUCAAGCGGUCUCGAGUUGCGUCGUUUUUCCACAAACCGAAGGAAGAGGAGCGUGUCAGAGAACAGGAGUAG